GAGCUGAAGGAGUACUUCUCCCAGUUCGGGUCAGUACAGAGGUGCCAGCUGCCGUUUGACAAAGAGACAGGCUUUCACAGACGUUAUUGCUGGAUUAAAUUCUCAACUCCGCAAGAUGUUCAGAAUGUGUUUCAGAAGGACUCCCACAUACUUGAAGGUGCCAAGCUCACUCUCAAACAGCAGCCCCUUAGAAGACGCAGUCAAAGAAAGAAUCAAAGUGAGUGA
This is a messenger RNA of Fulmarus glacialis (Northern fulmar), 225 nucleotides long. RefSeq names its product SRA stem-loop interacting RNA binding protein (gene SLIRP). The annotation marks the transcript as partial. The record is from RefSeq and is a predicted model, not a curated record. Gene Ontology annotation, molecular function: RNA binding. The transcript has 3 exons. Lineage: Eukaryota; Metazoa; Chordata; Aves; Procellariiformes; Procellariidae.